CUGCCAUUUGACUUGCUGGGCUGCGGACAGAACGCUUAGUCUUCUGUUUCGGAACGGGUAUAUUGCUUCAAGUUUCCUCCAGCUAGUCAGCCAACAGCUGCAUUAUGGCGAGCAUGGGAGACCAGGAUGCUAUCUCGGUCUCCCAGGGAAUCCGUAUGAUGUUUUAUGUCAUGAAGCCCAAUGAAACUUCGUUCCAAAGCGUAGAAGAAGUUCCCGAUUACGUAAAAAAGGCCACUCCAUUUUUCAUUUCCUUGCUGCUGCUUGAGUUUCUUGUCAGCUGGAUUCACCAGGGGAAGCCAGCAAGCCGUGUCGAUGACGCUUUAACUUCCCUCUCGGCAGGUGUCCUGUCACGACUUCCAAGUCUCUUUUUCAGGAGCUUUGAGGUGUCCAGUUACAUUUAUAUCUGGGAGAACUUCCGACUCUGUGGUCUUCCGUGGGAUUCUCCAUGGACAUGGUAUUUGACUUUCCUGGGCGUUGACUUUGGAUACUACUGGUUUCAUCGCAUGGCUCAUGAGGUUAAUAUAAUGUGGGCAGGACACCAAACGCAUCACAGUUCGGAAGACUAUAACUUAUCCACUGCCCUGAGACAAUCUGUCAUCCAGAAAUACACCUCCUGGAUUUUCUACUGCCCUCUGGCUUGUUUCAUCCCCCCUUCGGUGUUCGCUGUUCAUCUCCAGUUCAACCUCCUGUACCAGUUUUGGAUCCACACAGAGUUAAUUGACCAUCUAGGUCCUUUGGAAUUGAUUCUGAAUACACCUAGUCACCACCGAGUUCAUCAUGGCAGAAAUCGCUAUUGCAUUGACAAAAACUACGGUGGCACUCUUAUUAUCUGGGAUAGAAUUUUUGGAACAUUUGAGGCUGAAAAGGAAAAAGUUCUCUAUGGACUAACACAUCCCAUAAAUACAUUCGAGCCAUUCAAAGUGCAGUUUCAUCACUUAGUGGACAUAUGGACUACGUUCUGGAUCACACCUGGAUUCACCGACAAGUUCUCUGUCCUAUUCAAAGGGCCAGGAUGGGGCCCUGGGAAGCCGAGGCUUGGCCUUCCUGAGGAAAUCCCAGAGGUCACCGGAAAAGAAGUUCCAUUCUCCGCCACAGCAUCAAGCUCUCUCCAGCUUUACACGAUUAUACAUUUUGUCAUCAUGCUAGGAUUCUAUGAGGAGACUUUUUCUGGAAAAGCCGCGUUAACACAGGUAACUCUUCUCCUGAGGAUUUGCUACAUCAUCCUGACGAUAACUUCCAUUGGAUUCCUUAUUGAAAAAAGACCCAGAGCUGCUAUUUUGGAAACCGCUCGCUGCUCAGUAUUUCUCAUGCUGUAUAGAUUUGGCUUUCUGAAACCCUUUUUUCCUGCCUUGACUGCUGCUCUCGAGAUUUUAUUUUCUAUCUGUGUGUCUUUCUGGGGAGCGAGGACUGUUCUGGAGUUCAGAUGGGGCUCUCGGAGUCACCCUUGAGGCACUUGGCUUGGAUCAAGAAAAUGCAGUUUUGAUCGGUGGUUGAUAUUCAGGAUGCUAAUGCUUCUCAAGCAAUCAAUAAAUCAAUGGUAUUGCUAGAGCUUU
Molecule: messenger RNA, 1553 nt
Organism: Tachyglossus aculeatus (Australian echidna)
Lineage: Eukaryota; Metazoa; Chordata; Mammalia; Monotremata; Tachyglossidae
Gene: AGMO
Product: alkylglycerol monooxygenase
Exons: 13
Coding region: 105-1448 (447 amino acids)
Biological process (GO): lipid biosynthetic process
Cellular component (GO): endoplasmic reticulum
Molecular function (GO): oxidoreductase activity; iron ion binding
Source: RefSeq, a predicted model, not a curated record